AUGAUGACCGACUCUGAGGUCCAGGGAUUUGUGGCUUUAGACUACGUAGUCUUUGUCUCGAUCCUACUGAUAUCCAUAGGAAUCGGCGUUUACCAGGCAUGUUGCAAACCGAAACAAGACACCAUCAAGCAAUAUAUACUGGCGGACAGGAAGUUGAACAUCCUACCAGUGGCCUUGUCGAUGACAGUCUCCUUUCAGUCAUCUAUCAUGCUGCUCGGCAACCCAGCAGAGAUGUAUGUGUAUGGUGUUCCCUUCAUGUGGCAGGCCAUUGGACUGGUACUCUCCAAUCUGUUCGCCAUGUGUUCCAUUAUUCCACUUAUUCACCCCCUUAAAAUUACCAGUGUCUAUGAGGGAGGUAUUAAGGCGGUGGUGUGGAGUAACGUGUUCCAGUUCCUGGUUGUCUUUGUUGGAAUAUUCAGUAUCAUCAUACAGUGUACAAUAGAGGUCGGCAGUGUUCAGUCAGUCUUUGAUAUGGCUUACGACGGGAUGCGGCUGCGAUUACCGUUCACCAGUCCUAAUCCUACUGUACGACACUCCUAUUGGACACUAAUCAUAGGAUCAUUUAUCUCUCUCACCUGCCAACUACCUAUGCUCAGUUCCUACUCAGAAGGAUGCACGAAAAUCCUCCCCUACCUGGUGGUGUUAUUGUUCCGCGAAAUGCCUGGAAUGGCAGGGGUAUUCGUGGCAGCGGUUUUAAGCGCUUCACUCAGUGCCAUUACGUCAUUAUUGAGUAGUUUAUCUGCCCAGACAGUGGUGGACAUCGUUCAACCUCUUGCGAAGGACAUCUCAGAGGCCAAAGCUACACUUAUAGCUAAACUAUGCAUACCAGUGUACGGAGUCAUGGGAAUAGGUGUUUCCUUCCUGAUUGCAAAAGUAGAAGGCCCCUUGUCAGAGAUCAUAUACAGCAUGUUGUCUAGUUUCGGUGGAGCAUCUGCCGGGAUGUUCUUCUUUGCGGCCUACUGUCCCUGGGCUAACAGUAAGGGAGUUAUUACCGGAGGAUUGACGGGUAUGGGACUUGUGAUGUGGAUAGCCCUCGGACAGAGUUUUUCCCCGACACGCACCAGAGCACAGACAUUACCCCCAGUCUCCACAGAACUGUGCUGGAGUCAUAACCACAGUCUGUUCCUAGGGAACAUCACAACACUGCCGUCACAAGACCUAACUUCGACCGUCUCUAUAGGAGAUCUAGAGCACAACGAGGGUAUUGACGUUCUGUACUCCAUAUCAUACUUCUGGCUGAUCCCCUUAUGUAUGCUGACGACAAUUGUUGUGGGGUCUUUGGUAUCUGUCCUGACCGGACGACCGGACCCUGCCGAUGUUGACGUCCGCUACAUUCUACCUUUCUUUGAUCACUGUUGUCCUUGUCUUCCUCGGGCAGUACGGAAACGUCUGUAUGGUGGAGUCCGAUUUCAGGAGAGAACAGCUUGGCUGAGGAGUCUUUACUUGAAUCACAAAGAUGAUGAAGGAGCUACCGCUAAUACAAUCGUGACCUCAUUACAGGAAUGUAAUAACAUAGAUACUCGCUCAACAGAGGAACAACUCGAGGACAACAGAAUUCCUAACCACACAAUGGAACAACAACUCUGGACCAAGAAUUCUACUCUACCUACACAGGAACAAAUCGUUGAUCAUUUAUCUACACCAGUACCAGAUGACGCUGGCAAUGUAUAUAACGGGGAUCAACUAAGUGAUGAAAAUACUGACUCUACAAGGGAGCAACUCAAUGGCAAAACCAACUCAACUUACCUCUAAUGAAGUUUUACCAGAUCUCCCAGUUACCAGAGGGACCAAACCGAUAAAGUGUGCUGGGGUCUCCCACUUAACCAAGCGGGACUAACUCGAUAAAAAUAACUUCCCGACUUCGCUCUCUAGACAAGUGAAGUGUGCUGGGUUUCCAUAUGAUCCAAAAUGGAACAUCUCAAAGACUAUAAAGACAGUGCCGACUCAGUUGGACGAAGGUUAUACUGUACUUAAACACAAAAAGUUACUAUCCGUAACUAAAUCUGGUUGCUGCGAGGCCCUCGUUCAGAAAAAAAAAUUCUUUACACAUAAUAUAUGAGUUUGCAGUUUUGGAAGUUAUUUCACUCGCACAAACGCGCAUAAAAAAACGGGGGAAAAAAACAAAAAAAAAAACAGAAACAAUUCACAUUUGUGACUGGAGAGGCUGACAUAUGUUUCAUUUCAAAUUUUAUUGCAAUAAAACAAAUGGAUUGGACAACAGGCAAGCCUAUAUAAGUCCUCUCCAAAGGUACCACAUAUAUACAGAGUAAAGUGAAUAUAUAUAUAUAUAUAAAGGAAUAGUUGAAAGAAUGUAAGCGUCAUUGGUUAUAUUACAAAGAUAUUCAGAGUAGAAUGAUAAUUUAUAAUCGAUUCUAUAAACAUGUACUCUUUAUGAUACAGACUUGCAUACUUACAUCCUACAUGACACACACAUACAUCCUUGCACACACACACACACACACCCUCACAAUCACUCACACACAACACAUCUAAAGAUGUGUACUCGUGUACUCAGCCUCAGUGAAUACUACUUGUAUAACUUGUAAUCUUAUUUAUACUAUCAGACUGUACUAAUACAUUUUUAAUUAUUCAACAUAAUUACUAAAAUCUGUUUGUACUAUUUAUAUAAUGUUGUACAGUAGUUAAGAUAAAUUCAUUGAUAUCAUCCGAUAGUGUAUUGUCACCUGAAGUUAAUACGAUUGAAUUCGAAUAACCAAUACGGUCAUUAAUUUCAUUAAUUAAAUACCUAGAAUUAGAGAAAUUAGGACAAGUAAAAAAGAAAUGAUCAUUAUUUUCACUAGGUGAGCCACAGGUACAACUUGAAUCAGGGAUCAGAUGAUCUAUUAAUUUAUGAUGGUUCAAGUCACUUGCAUUAUUUCUUAAUUGACACAAGAUAAUAUUUAAUUUACGAGGUAUACAGUUUUUAAAUUUAGUAGAUAUAGCAUCAUUAUUAGGAUUUGCUAAAGUUCGAUUAAGAUUGUUUUUGAAGGAACUUAGACUUACAGCCUUGGUUAGUGAAGGAUCAAGAUUAUUCCAUGCCUGCAUAGUGCUUGGAAAGAAACUACUGUCAUAGAUAAUGGUUCUUGAUCUUGGUAUAUUAAAAAAUCUAUGAUGACGCAGGUUACGAGUAUUUUGCUGCUGAUUUAUAAAUGGUUCGAUGAUAUUAAACAGAUAGUCAGGGGUCAUGUGAUUUAUGAUUUUAUACAUUAAAAUUAAUUUGUGCUUA
Molecule: messenger RNA, 3226 nt
Organism: Pecten maximus
Lineage: Eukaryota; Metazoa; Mollusca; Bivalvia; Pectinida; Pectinidae
Product: sodium-dependent multivitamin transporter-like
Exons: 12
Coding region: 1-1752 (583 amino acids)
Biological process (GO): transmembrane transport; sodium ion transport
Cellular component (GO): membrane
Molecular function (GO): symporter activity
Source: RefSeq, a predicted model, not a curated record